Molecule: messenger RNA, 2157 nt
Organism: Neoarius graeffei (lesser salmon catfish)
Lineage: Eukaryota; Metazoa; Chordata; Actinopteri; Siluriformes; Ariidae
Gene: plppr3a
Product: phospholipid phosphatase related 3a
Exons: 8
Coding region: 1-2157 (718 amino acids)
Biological process (GO): signal transduction; phospholipid metabolic process; phospholipid dephosphorylation
Molecular function (GO): phosphatidate phosphatase activity
Source: RefSeq, a predicted model, not a curated record
AUGAAGACAGACAGAUCCAAACUGGAGCGCAAUAAACGAGUGAAAAAACGGAGACGGACUGGGAAAGAGUCCCUCCAUCAUCCACACCAUCCGAGAGAGAGAGCAAGUUCUCGCUCCAGCACCAGGACGAUGUCUCCGAAGGACAACAAACCCAAAAAGCCCCCCAAAGACAGCAUGUCCUUACUGCCGUGCUUUUACUUUGUGGAGUUGCCCAUCGUUGCCUCCUCGAUGAUCUCUCUGUACUUCCUGGAGUUAACAGACGUCCUCCAGCCGGUUAAAUCCGGUUUCCGUUGUUAUGAUCAGUCUCUGAGUAAACCGUACGUGGAGACGGGAGACGAGCUCAUCCCCCUGCUCAUGCUUCUGAGUCUUGCCUUUGCUGGGCCUGCUGCCUCGAUCAUGCUAGCUGAGGCUCUGAUGUACUGCAUGCAGUCCAGAGUGAAGUUCAGUCGUGGUUCUGAAGGCAGCAUCAACGCCAGCGGCUGCAGCUUUAACUCCUUCCUGCGCAGAACCGUGCGGUUUGUAGGUGUGCAUGUGUUUGGUUUAUGUUCUACAGCUCUUGUGACAGAUGUUAUCCAGCUCUGCACUGGUUAUCACACUCCGUUCUUCCUCACCGUGUGUAAACCCAACUACACUCUGCCUGGAGUCUCCUGCCACAAAGACCCCUACAUCACUCAGGACAUCUGUUCAGGACGCGACCAUUACGCUAUCCAGUCCGCCAGGAAAACGUUCCCGUCCCAGCAUGCAACACUCUCUGGCUUCGCAGCUGUCUACAUCUCUAUGUACUUUAACGCCACCAUCUCAGACAGCACCAAGCUCCUGAAGCCCGUGUUGGUGUUUAUCUUCGCGAUAGCAGCUGCUCUGGCGAGUCUCACGCAGAUCACGCAAUACCGCAGCCAUCCCAUUGACGUCUAUGUGGGAUUCGUCAUCGGAGCCGGAAUCGCUGUCUAUCUGGCACUUUAUGCUGUUGGAAAUUUCAAAUCCUCAGUGGAAUCAUCUCCUCGGAUACUGAAGAAGCCUGUUCCACCUCAGAAGGAUGCUCUUCAUGCUUUAACACAACGUGGCCAUGACUCCGUCUACCAGAAAGCACACGCAUCUGAGAGUAAUGACGAGCUCACCACGCCGGUGGAUGUAGCUGGACUAAACCGCAAAGUUCGCCGUGAAAAAGCCUCAAUGGGUAGUCUGAAACGAGCCAGUGCUGACGUGGAACUCCUGGCACCCAGAAACCCAAUGGGUAAAGAGACUAUGCUGACUUUUAGCAACACGCUUCCCAGAGCAAGCGCUAAUGCAAAUGGUUUGGAAGAACCUGUGCAGCGACACAUGACAUUCCACGUACCUUCAUCCAAGCAACUGGUAUCUGAGUGGAAACAGAAAUCUUUGGAAAUGCGGACUUUGAGCUUGAGGGAAGACGGCCAACAGGGCAGCUCAAUUGAUGUAGUAGAAGAAACAAAUGAAGAGUCCAAGGAGAACUUGGACAUGGACUUGUCCACUUCCUUGUAUCCCAGUGUUCAAGCAGCAGCAAUGACCACCAGAGUCUCAAUUCCCCAAAGACCUGGUGCUCCACAAUUGGUUCACAUUCCAGAAGAAGCUUCCAAACCGCCACCCGUAUCUCCUAAAAGCGCUACAACUAGAGCGAAAUGGCUUUCCAUGAUGGAAAAAGGUCCGAUACCAGCAGCAACCCCGGAGCCACCUCGUCUCCCAAACAAGCCGCUGGUCAUGCAAGUCACGUCCACUCCAAAGUCUUCCGAGACAGCUUCAUCUUGUGCUACAUCAAGUGUUGCCUCAAGCACUGAGUCACCAUAUUUCCGCAUGCCUUCUGAGCGAGAUUCAUGCAGCAUUGUCACUGUUGAUGCCCACGCACCUCAUCAUCCCAUAGUCCGUCUGUCUUCAGUGAGCUCCAACACCUGGGAUUGGAGGAGCAGCGCCAACGGAAGCACAGAAGUCCAAGAAACCAGCCGAACCAUGCCCAGGAAGGAGUACCGACCUGCUAAAAUGGACUCUUUUGGCUCAGAACUGCCACCACACCCAGAUUUGGUGCUGCAAUUUCACCGAAAACCUGUACCCACCAAGGAGUGGGAUCCUGGACAACCGCAUCCCGAACCGGACCAUUUCUUCAAGAACUUACAACUAGACCAACGAUUUAAAGAUGCAAACCUUUAA